Molecule: messenger RNA, 651 nt
Organism: Cantharellus anzutake
Lineage: Eukaryota; Fungi; Basidiomycota; Agaricomycetes; Cantharellales; Hydnaceae
Exons: 6
Coding region: 1-513 (170 amino acids)
Source: RefSeq, a predicted model, not a curated record
AUGACCAGGGGAGGGGGGAUUGAAGGGUACAGCACUAAGCAUUGGACAGUGCAGGAUGACGAUGAUAUGCGUAAACAAGAAGUCGAACAAGAAGCACGGACUAACCUGAGUUAUAUACUUUUUUACGUCGGUGCAACGAUUCGCCCGAUUUUAUACGCUAAGGAUCAGUCGAGUCUCCGGGAGAUGGCCGUAAAGAAUCCGGAGUCGCUCGUUCGGGGACAUGAUCAGCUUCAUCUUUGCACCUCGCCUCCAAUCUCGUACAGUUUCUGCAUUGAGCGUCCAAUCGACACCUCACCGGAGAGAAUGAUACACUUGCCACGGCUAUACGCUCUUGGGCUGGUAUAUGUGAAACAACUUGACUGCUUGCGCUCUCCAGGCGACACAAGCGGGCACGAAAGCAGGAUCCCUGGCAUGCCUGGAUCCAUCAUGACUAUCGCGCCCACCAAGUUGAACGUCAACACACUCUCACCUCAUCUUGACAUUGUCAGCAGCUCACAAAGUUACUGGAGCUGAAUCAACCAACUGAAGGUUCGGCACCAAACAUCAUACGACCGACAAAACUCCAAUACAUAUAUAUUUUAUGUGCACGUAACUGAUCCUAUCUCACCACCGAAAGCGCAACAGUAUGGAAACACGGCACAGAGAAAGAUG